Paramecium tetraurelia is the source of this 1191-nucleotide messenger RNA. RefSeq lists its product as uncharacterized. NCBI's taxonomy places the organism in Eukaryota, Ciliophora, Oligohymenophorea, Peniculida, Parameciidae. The record is from RefSeq and is a predicted model, not a curated record. The transcript has 3 exons.
AUGCUUAAUAUUAUUCAUACACCAAAAUAGACAUACAAAUAAUAACCAGCGAAAAUCUAAUAGCACCUCCAUCAGAAAAGUCUAACCUGUAAGUCUCUUUCAACGCAAUAAUUGCAAUUGCCCCUACAAUACAAUCAAUUGAAGUGUGAUCCAGAUCCCUCCACCCCUUAAAAGAUGUAACUAGCCAAGGGUCUCAAAUUAUUGAACAUUCCAUCCCAAACCAAUGACAACAGUUUCAGAAGAAGCAGCUCCAAAAAUAUCUUGACAUCAGAUAGUCCAAUUAUCACACAUAACAAAGAAAAUAACUCUAUUGGAAGAAGAAUCUGCACUGAAUCAAGUUCCCAAGAUUACUCUAAUUCCUUUGCGAUUCAAGAAAAUAAAAAGUUGAAUGAACUGAUUUAAAGAUUGUUUAGAGAGAAAUAGGAAUUAGUUACUAUUAUAGAAAAGUAAAAGAAUUAACUGCAAUUUUCACCUGGUUUAACUGAUUAAUACAACCUUCUGAGUCUGAAAACAAGAAUUGAAAGAUUAGAGGGGGUUAUUGAUUAACAAAGUGAAGAAAUUAAUGAAUGGAAAUUAAAAUAUAAAUAAGCAUGUGAAGAAGAUGAGAGAGUCAAUGCUAUUGAUUAAAUGGAAUCACAAAUUAUGAAAGUAGUCGAAGAAAAUGAAAGACUAAAUAAUUUAAGUUUUGAAAAAGAUAAAUAAAUUUAAAAUUUAAACAAUCAAAUUGUAUCCCUUUCAAAGUAAGCAUAUGAAUAUGAAUAAAAAAUCAAAGAUCAAGCAACUCUUAUUAUUGCAUAUGAGGAGGAUUCUAAAGAAUUGAGAAAGGAAUACAAUUCUAAAUUAAAUAUCAUUGAAAGAUAUGAAUAGUUAUAAUAACAACAGACAUAGCUUUCCUAUUAAUCAUCUUUUCAUGAAAAUUAAUAAGCAGAAUCAAAUAAUACUUAGUAAAUCCUAUUAGAUUCGAUUAAAUAGAUAGAAUAAUAAUUGUGUGAUUUGUCAACUUAAUAUACAUCCCAAGUCUUGGAGAAUUAAAGACUGCAGAGAUAAAACAAUAACUUAAAAGAAGAACUACUAUUGCAACAAAAGGCUUUGAAUGAAAACAGGACAUAAUAAAAAGGAACAGUUAAUCCUUUGUUUUAAGAAAUCCAUAAAAAUGUAACUUCGUUAAGAGAGAAAAUUGUGAAACAUUGA